Messenger RNA from Brienomyrus brachyistius, 3060 nucleotides. It is a transcript of the gene ankhb, whose product is annotated as ANKH inorganic pyrophosphate transport regulator b. The record is from RefSeq and is a predicted model, not a curated record. Gene Ontology annotation, cellular component: membrane. NCBI's taxonomy places the organism in Eukaryota, Metazoa, Chordata, Actinopteri, Osteoglossiformes, Mormyridae. The transcript is spliced from 13 exons. Bases 766 to 2250 code for a protein of 494 amino acids. Gene Ontology annotation, molecular function: phosphate transmembrane transporter activity. Gene Ontology annotation, biological process: phosphate ion transmembrane transport.
GAGUUCAGCGACUCUGUCAUGUGACGAUCAAGUCAUAUGACAAUUCGUCACUUUGCACUUUAAGUACCCGCGUAAAUGAGAAUAAAUUUAUUUCUCGGAACAAAUUUCUUAUUGGGGAUAUUUCUUCUGUUUCCUACUGAAGCUGUGAAGGUCGCGUUGUAACUUUGUCCGAGUAACAAGUGGAUGUUACGCAGGAUCUGUUUAGAGACACGGAGGCUGAGCACUGCAUGCUGUGCUGUGCCCGGAUAGUAGCCACUGAAAUCGGGGCGAUCAGCCCGGUGACGCCUCGUCGCCCGCCCCCCUCGGCCCCGCUGACGUCCCGGAGAGGAGGGCUUAUAAAUCGCCGACCCCCCCAUGUGCUGAGGGGAGGAUGGUAAUUAAAGUGCAGACGACCGUGGAUCGGUCUUCUGCGGAAUAGCUAGCAAAGUGCGCCCCCCAGGUCUCGUGUCAUUUGUACUGCAUAGAUAUAUCCGGAAUGGGGACCUUACCAAUGCACCCUACUGGGGCUCUUGCUCUUAUUCUAUGCGUCUCUUUUUCUCGCUGCUGAUGGAUGAACAAUGGAGAAGCCGGCUGCAGAAUUUCGUGGUGAUCCUCCUCUUUCUCCCCCGCGGCCCGCCGCUGUUUCCGCAGCUGUUGUUGUGUAGGAGGGCUGGGACGGACCCGAUCCUGACGGAUUUCUGGUAGAAAACGUCGAGCCGCUCCUUCCUUCCCUGCCCAGCGCUCCCCGGCAGCAGAUGCACGAAGCGCUCUCCUCCGGCAGGCACCAUGGUCCAGUUUCCUGCGCUGACACAUUACUGGCCCCUCAUCCGCUUCCUGGUUCCCCUGGCCAUCACCAACAUCGCCAUCGACCUCGGGGAACAGGCUUUGAACAGGGGUAUCGCUUCGGUCGGAGUGGACGCUGUGGAGAUGUUAGCCAGCUACGGCCUGGCCUACUCCCUCAUGAAGUUCUUCACGGGGCCCAUGAGCGAUUUCAAGAACGUGGGCCUGGUGUUCGUGAACAGCAAGCGCGACCGAACCAAGGCCGUCCUCUGCAUGGUUGUCGCGGGAACCGUGGCCAUCAUCUUCCAUACUCUCAUAGCAUUUACAGACCUGGGCUAUUACAUCAUCAAUAAGCUUCACCACGUGGAGGACUCGGUAGGGAACAGGACUAGGAAAGCCUUCCUGUACCUGUCGUGCUUCCCGCUGCUGGACGCCAUGGCCUGGACGCAUGCUGGCAUCCUCUUAAAGCACAAGCACAGUUUCCUGGUGGGCUGUGCCUCCAUCUCUGAUGUCGUGGCUCAGAUCGUAUUUGUGGCCAUCCUCCUUCAGAGCCACCUGGAGUGCCUGGAGCCUUUGCUCAUCCCCAUCCUGUCUCUCUACAUGGGGGCGCUGGUUCGCUUCACCAUCGUGGGUCUGGGCUACUACCGCAAAAUCCACGACUCCAUUCCUGAAUCCACCUCGCCCGAGAUGGGGGGAGAUGCCACCAUCAAGAAGAUGCUGAACUUCUGGUGGCCACUGGCCCUCAUCCUGGCCACCCAGCGCAUCAGCAGACCCAUCGUGAACCUGUUUGUCUCCAGGGAUCUCAAAGGGACCAACAGCGCCACUGAGGCUGUGGCGGUCCUCACUGCCACCUACCCGGUGGGUCACAUGCCCUACGGUUGGCUGACAGAGCUAAGGGCGAUCUACCCAGCCUUUGACAAGAACAACCCUGGGAAUAAGCUGGUCGGCGACGCCACUUCGGUGUCCAAGUCACACAUCGUGAGAUUCACAUUCAUCUGCCUGGCACUUUCUUUCACGCUAUGCUUUAUAGUGUUCUGGACUCCGCACAUCUCCGAAAAGAUCUUGGUGGAUCUCAUUGGGGUGAGCCAGUCCUUCGCGGAGCUCUGCGUCGUCCCGCUGAGGAUCUUCUCCUUCUUCCCUCUGCCAGUAACCGUCCGAGCUCACCUGACUGGCUGGCUGAUGACCCUGAAAAAGACCUUCGUCUUGGCCCCCAGCUCCGUGCUACGCCUGCUUGUCCUCCUCACCAGCUUGGUGGUGCUGCCAUAUAUGGGGGUCCACGGCGCCACGCUGGGGGUGGGGUCCCUCUUAGCAGGUUUCCUCGGGGAGUCUGCCAUGGUGGCAGUAGCUGCCUGCUAUGUAUACAAGAAACAGAAAAAGGGAGACCUGGAUAAGGAAGCCGCAGCUGAGGAGGAGGACAUGGCCCCCAUGAAUGAGGCGGGGCCCAGCAGAGCGAGGGAGGAUACUGCUGAUCUGCAGGAGGAAGUCAAUUAGGCGUGUUUAGGAGUGGCAUAGCAGAACAGGGGAGAAGGUCACCCCCCCCCCCUUCAUUACAUCUUUUUAAAUGACGAUCUACAGCGACACCAGGCGCUUGGGUCCCUCGGCAAGAUGCCAUUCUAUACCAAAGCAACACCUCGAACUGGACCUCUUCCAGACACACCUCCUGCACGUUCAGAUUAAACCCAGCGUAGACAUUUUUGUAGACCUUCAACCGCUUGGACAUGAUCAGAUUCCUUGGACUUUGUGACUGUCACAGAGCUGAUUUUAAGAAAAGAAAAAUGGUAACGCAUAAUCGGUAAAAGCGUCUGGUCCCGGCAGCCCCGUGAUUGGUUGACUGGUUCCCCAUUCAGCUGCCUGUCAGAUAGAGGUAAAGCGUUUCCAUGACAUGGGAAUGACAGGAUGUCGUGCUGGUGCCAUUUAAAGGACCUAUUUUUUUAAUCAUAAGGUGGUAGCUGUUCAAAUAUUAUUACCGUUUUUUUCUAUCGCUGAUAUGUAUUAAGUGAGUGGUGGGUGGGUUCUAGUUGCUCUUUGUCCCUUAAAUCCAGUCAUCUCUUCUGAUCUCUGGACAUGACUCCGUGGCGUGCGUGAACGCCGCUUCCCUCACUCAUGGUCCUCUUUGCACGUGUAAUAGUUUUUUUGCUAUUUUUAAUUUUUAUUAGACUGUAGUCGACAGACCCUCCAUCCGAGGGCUGGAGACUCUUCCUUACUGGUGGUGACUCAGAGGCUUGCACAGUGUCACAUGACUUAAGAGAAUGAAAAGGGACACUAAUUAUUCCUCACUGAUUAAAGGGUGAUUUAAAGGUU